Messenger RNA from Tarenaya hassleriana, 1391 nucleotides. RefSeq lists its product as uncharacterized. Lineage: Eukaryota; Viridiplantae; Streptophyta; Magnoliopsida; Brassicales; Cleomaceae. The transcript is spliced from 8 exons. The record is from RefSeq and is a predicted model, not a curated record. The coding region runs from base 299 to 1021 and encodes 240 amino acids.
AAAAACAAAUUAAUUCAUACCGUUUCUCUCACUUCACAGACUUUUCCCCGGUGAGAUUCUAGGGUUUUAUUCCGAAAUCUCUCGGAGGAGAAUUUCACAUUCCCGGAGCCAUUGCUGCUCCAGAAACCGAAAUCGAUCUCUAAUUCCGAAGCCAUGCAUCUCCUCUGCCGGUGAGUAAUUCCUCAGCCAAGGAGUUCCUCGGCUCAGAGGGGUAAACGGAUAUCCUCUCAAUAGGUAUCCAGAAACCCAAUUUACAGAUUUCAACUGUCAAUAACAUCAACAACAACUGCCAGAUGAAAUGAUCAGAAUGAGUGACAAAGAUACGGAAGCAACAAGGGAGCUGAAGAGGAAUAUUUUCGAGAUCUUCAAAGAUUUCAUGACAGGCUUGAUUGAGAAACUAGGGAAUACUGGAAGCCAAUUUCUUCUACGGUUUCAACAAGGACUCAGUUUGCUCCAACAACCUCCUGUUGAUACUUCAUCGAAGUUGAUCGAGAACAUUUUUAAAAACAAUGAAACAAGACGGCUUAAAUUGUAUAUCAAAGCAGGUUAUAUUAACAUCCAUAAUGCUGCACAGACCACGAAAACAUUGCAUACUUGCAUGCUGGGACUUCAUGACUAUCUAAUCAAAGCUAAAAGCCUAUUAGUUGAGCUUGAGCGUCUCGUCGAGGAUGCAACCCUUGCAAUAGAGACUGCCACUACAUUUUCCACGCGUCUUGACGAUGAAUCGUGCCAUUGGUUGCAUCAUGAGGCCAGAUAUCAACAGAAUAAGUUAUCAAAAUUGAAUGAUCAGGAAAAACUGACUACAUCUUGCUCUCAAGAACCGGAAAUCAGAGAGUACGCCGUCUUGAUUUCAGUCAUUUAUAGUAUGAUGUUGAGAAACCACGCGAUGCAGGAAAAGAUUGUGGAGUCUCUUGGUCUCAAGUCAUUAUCCAGUGAACUAGAGACUUACACCCUGAUGUGGUCCUUGCGACCCUUUGUAGAGGAAGAGAUGGUGCAUCAAGCAUGGGAACGUAUGCCUUGAAGCUCUCCAUACCGGAAUUUUACUCGAUUUGGGAGUGAGAAACUUGCAACGGGGAAGCAGGAGAGGGGCGGAUCGGAUGGAUUAAGGUCGAAAGCCAUCACUUUCUAAUGUUUUUUCAUGCCCUGAAAAGGAAAACAGUUAAGAGGGAGGAGCCCUUGAGCGGGUGGAAGAAAGAUUCCGGGUAAGAGCCUUUCACCAACCAACACAGCCAUAUCGCAUCUUCUUCCCGCCACUUGUUUGUACGGAGAGAAGAAUCGGAAUCCUUUGCCUUCUCAAAAGGAUGAUUCUUUUUCCUCGAUUUCUCUUCAACGCGGUGUUGGAAAGCUUCCUUCUCCUUGGUUCUGUGGAAAAGCCUUUUUCAUUGUAAAGA